Messenger RNA from Acanthosepion pharaonis, 876 nucleotides. The record is from the annotation of a GenBank genome assembly. Lineage: Eukaryota; Metazoa; Mollusca; Cephalopoda; Sepiida; Sepiidae.
AUGAUUUUCUCGUGGUAUUCUUGCAUGCUUAGAGAUGCGGGGAAUCUGAAGAGGGCAAGCUUUCAAACUCUGGCAUCUAACGAUAGGUUCGUGCUUCAAGAUGUUCGCCAGGGCGGAACCUCAGCUUGUGAUCAGGGACGUCUCAAUUUCUUCAUUAUCUAUCUAUCUAUCUAUCUAUCUAUCUAUCUAUCUAUCUAUCUAUCUAGCUCAAUUUCUUCAUUAUCUAUCUAUCUCAGCCGUUCUAUCUAUCUAUCUAUCUAUCUAUCUAUCUAUCUAUCUAUCUAUCUAUCUAUCUAUCUAUUCGGUUCAUUAUCUAUCUAUCUAUCUAACUAUAUCUAUCUAUCUAUCUAUCUCAUUCUUCUGUUAAUAUCUAUCUAUCUAUCUAUCUAUCUAUCUCAUUCUCCUGUUAAUAUCUAUCUAUCUAUCUAUCUAUCUAUCUAUCUAUCUAUCUAUCUCAGUCUGUUAAUAUCUAUCUAUCUAUCUAUCUAUCUAUCUAUCUAUCUAUCUCAGUCUGUUAAUAUCUAUCUAUCUAUCUAUCUAUCUAUCUAUCUAUCUAUCUAUCUAUCUCAGUCUGUUAAUCUAUCUAUCUCAUCUGUUAAUAUCUAUCUAUCUAUCUAUCUAUCUAUCUAUCUAUCUAUCUAUCUAUCUAUCUAUCUAUCUCGGCAAACUGGUGAAGUUAGUAACUUCCUCCUGAUGUCAUCGCAUAUCUCCUUUCCUCUCGGCAUUGUUGAUCUCUACACCAAAAUGCAUACUUUUGUCUGUGACCCGCUUUUUCAAAGAGGAAUUCUUUCACUUUCAAGCUACUUUGCACCAUCAUUUUCUUUACCAACGGUAUAUCAGCUUGAUCCUCAUGCCCCCACCCGCCUCAAGGGUUAA